GUUAAUUAUAUAUCAAAAUUUGGAAUAGUAUUAAAUGCAAUGUUUUAUUUUAAAUAAAAAUUUCAAGAAAAAUGCUAAAUUGAAAAUUUCUAAAAUGGAGAUAUUUGAAGUGAUUAAAAAAAAAAAAUUAAAUAUUCCACAUGAUUUGAAUUUAAUAAAACUUUGGGAAUUGGUAUCUCCUGUAGUUGUUGAAGAAAUUGCAGCAGAUUUUUUGCCUAUUCCAAAUUUAAUGGAUACAAAUGCCUUUGAAAUAGGUUAUAUAUUCGUACAAACUCAGGAACAGUCUAGUUGUUUUGGCAAUUCACCACUUCUCAGAGUACUUGGACCAAUUAAAAAUUAUGUCAAGAAAAAUGAAACUAAUCGUAAAUGGCUGACAAAACAAUUUCCAACUGAUAAACAAUUACCAGAAUAUAAGAAUUUUAAAAUAACCAUACAGCAUAAUAGUGAAGAAUUAUUGUUCGAGGGUCAGAAAUAUUAUUUUCUUAGUAAACCAGUUGAUAUGAUUGUAGAAAAAAAUGUUACAAUUAAUCGAAGAUCCGAUGAAGAUUUAUAUUAUGCUGAUUGGUUUGGUUUGAUUCGAGAUGUUAUGGUAACAGAAAUUUUUCAACUUAAAGCAGAAACUAAAGAUUCUGGUAGAACUAUGUACAUUGGCGAUAAACAUCACGUUAUUUUAUUUGAUUACGAACUUUAUAAAAUUGAUUCGAAGGGAAAACCCUAUUUUUCGUCAUGCAAUUUGCCAAACUUACCUUGGGAGAGUUUGCAGUGUCAGUGUCAAGACGGUCUACCUUUACCUCCAUUUUAUUAAUUACAAUAACUGUAAAAUAAAAUACAAAAAAAGGAAGAUUAAUUUUUAACUUAUUAAUUGAAAAUAUAGAAAAUGAAUCUUCAAUUUAAUAACAGUAAUAAAUAUGGAAAAUGAA
Messenger RNA from Leptopilina boulardi, 920 nucleotides. RefSeq lists its product as uncharacterized. The transcript is spliced from 5 exons. The record is from RefSeq and is a predicted model, not a curated record. The coding region runs from base 35 to 805 and encodes 256 amino acids. NCBI's taxonomy places the organism in Eukaryota, Metazoa, Arthropoda, Insecta, Hymenoptera, Figitidae.